UAUCCUGACGAUAGUUACCCAAGGAGCUUUCAGUUUAAUGGUACAUAAAAAUUAGUUAAGUGACAGAAUGUCGCUGAUGAUAGCAUGAUAUGAAGGAUGACAAUAUUAUAUAAUUAUAGGAGUGGGGAAUGACUAAUUUUCAGGACCAAAAACAAAAGAAUUUAUAGGUUCACCUAUUGGAUAGAUAAGCAAAAAUGCAUUUGAAUUUCAGUUUCAAUGACACUGCAAGUCCAGCACAGAUAUAGUUACUGUUCAAACUUUGUUUGUUGGUUUUCCGAAAAGAAAAAUGGCUGUGCUGAAAUUGUCAUUUCAAACUCAACUGCUGGGCCUUAGUCACAUUAUGCCUGUUUGAGCGUUUAGUCCCCUGGGCUAGAUCUCGAUUGAAAGACCAAUGAACAAUCAUAUCAGAGAAUAUAUGAAACAAAAAUAUAAAGUCAAUAUGCCACCUCAUCAUCAUCUAAACUACCACUCUAGUUUUUUAAGGAUGAACUAGGCUUGGUUCUGUAUUCUAGAUGUCGGGAUGAAUUGAAAUAAACCACACACCUGUACCACUAAUUAGCUUCAAAAGCCACUACUCGAUAAAAGCACUAUCAAGAGACAAAAUAUUAAAUUAGGAGACGGCAAUGAACAGGUGUCGAUAGAAAUCCGUAACCACUUUAUAUCGUUGUGGUAUGAUAAUAUUCCCAACCAAUCAUGGUUGAAAAACCACUUUUGCCGUUCAUAUUAAUUAGUAGAUCAUGGCUGCAAUACCGAUAAAAUAAAAUCGUUUGUAGUAUGUAUGCUCUAACUUGUACUCCCUCCGUCCGAAAAUACUUGUCCGAGGAAUGGAUGUAUCUAGAUGUAUUUUAGUUCUACAUACAUCCAUUUGUAUCCAUUUCUACGACAAGUAUUUCCGGACGGAGGGAGUAUACAGCAGCGAAAUAUAACACGGGGAGGUACUUGGCCUUUUGAUGCUUACGUAUCCCAUUUGCCUAGAACUAUUAUUGAGGAAGAGGGAGGGAAUUUUCUUGUUGAGCCUGAAGAACAGUUGUCAAUCUGAAAGACAAGUCAAAAAGGCAAUCAACUUUUCAUUAGGAACGCAUCAUGUCUAGGGUUCCAGAUAUAGGGAAUAAGAAAGCGUGGCCAUCAGAUUUUAUUCCAUCGAUGUGGAAUUGCAUUGGACACUCCUUCAAUUAGUGUAGGCUUAGAGUGGACAGGCCUAAAUAUUUCCAGUGAUGGCGACCAAUAUCAUACUCUACCUUAAAGUUAGAUUCCAAGGCGUCUGGAGCUCAUAACUCCUGAUAUCAUGAAUGCCUUCAGCACUUUGAUUGUUAGUAUAUAUAGGGCAUGCACCUGCACUCAUCAGUUCACCCAAGUUCACAUCUCAAACUAAGUUAGCUUGUUCAGAGCCCAACCCAUUCUUACUCAACCCCCGAAGAUUGUUAAUCUUCACUAACCAUGUCGAGGGAGGCACUUGCUAUAGGACAUGUUGUUGGGGAUAUUUUGGACCCAUUUGUCAAAGCAGCAUCACUUAAGGUUAUGUACAACGGCAAGGAACUAACCAAUGGUUCUGAGCUCAAGCCGUCACAAGUAGCAACUGAACCAAGGAUUGACAUUGCUGGGCGCGACAUGAGGAACCUUUACACUCUGGUGAUGGUGGAUCCUGACUCGCCAAGUCCAAGCAACCCAACAAAAAGAGAAUAUCUGCAUUGGUUGGUGACAGACAUCCCAGAAUCAACAAAUGCCAGUUAUGGAAAUGAAGUCGUCAGUUAUGAAAGCCCAAAACCAACUGCAGGAAUACAUCGCUUUGCUUUUGUACUCUUCCGCCAAUCCGUCCGGCAAACAAUAUAUGCACCAGGAUGGAGACCAAAUUUCAAUACAAGAGACUUCUCCGCACUUUAUGGUCUUGGACCCCCUGUGGCAGCAGUGUUCUUCAAUUGCCAAAGGGAGAAUGGAUGUGGAGGCAGGCGAUACAUUAGAUAAAUAUGGAAGCAUUAUUACCCAUCCUCUACAAGCAGGAGGUUUAACUAAAGUGUGAGAAGAUAAACAGGGUCCACAUCGCAAAGCAAUAGUAAAUGCUGGACCGUUUCA
Molecule: messenger RNA, 2070 nt
Organism: Aegilops tauschii subsp. strangulata
Lineage: Eukaryota; Viridiplantae; Streptophyta; Magnoliopsida; Poales; Poaceae
Product: protein FLOWERING proteinUS T
Source: RefSeq, a predicted model, not a curated record